Limanda limanda (common dab) is the source of this 1416-nucleotide messenger RNA. It is a transcript of the gene eif6, whose product is annotated as eukaryotic translation initiation factor 6. NCBI's taxonomy places the organism in Eukaryota, Metazoa, Chordata, Actinopteri, Pleuronectiformes, Pleuronectidae. Gene Ontology annotation, cellular component: cytosol; preribosome, large subunit precursor; nucleolus. The transcript has 7 exons. Bases 85 to 825 code for a protein of 246 amino acids. Gene Ontology annotation, molecular function: ribosomal large subunit binding. The record is from RefSeq and is a predicted model, not a curated record. Gene Ontology annotation, biological process: cytosolic ribosome assembly; maturation of 5.8S rRNA; maturation of LSU-rRNA.
AGUGCACACGUGCGGUAGCAGGGAGACACCACGCUCGAGAUCCACUGAACCUUCUCCGCCUCGCAGCGAAGCCUCGUGUUCAUCAUGGCCGUCAGAGCCUCGUUCGAGAAGAACAAUGAGAUCGGCUGCUUCGCCAAACUCACCAACACCUACUGCCUGGUGGCGAUAGGAGGCUCCGAGAACUUCUACAGUGUGUUCGAAGGAGAGCUGUCAGAAACCAUCCCGGUGGUUCACGCCUCCAUCGCAGGUUGUCGCAUCAUCGGGAGAAUGUGUGUGGGGAACCGUCACGGCCUCCUGGUGCCGAGCAACACCACGGACCAGGAGCUGCAGCACAUCAGGAACAGUUUGCCGGACACGGUGAAGAUCCAGCGAGUGGAGGAGCGGCUCUCCGCCCUCGGGAACGUCAUCGCCUGCAACGACUACGUGGCGCUGGUCCACCCCGACCUCGACCGGGAGACGGAGGAGAUCCUGGCCGACACCCUGAAGGUGGAGGUGUUCCGUCAGACGGUGGCUGAGCAGGUCCUGGUCGGCUCCUACUGUGCGUUCAGUAACCAGGGAGGCCUGGUGCACCCCAAGACCACGAUAGAAGAUCAGGACGAGCUGUCCUCUCUGCUCCAAGUCCCCCUGGUGGCCGGCACGGUGAACCGGGGCAGCGAGGUGAUCGCCGCGGGGAUGGUGGUGAACGACUGGUGUGCGUUCUGCGGCCUGGACACCACCAGCACCGAGCUGUCGGUCAUCGAGAGCGUGUUCCGACUCAGCGACUCGGCCCAACCCUCGGCCAUCGCCACCAGCAUGAGGGACUCGCUCAUCGACAGCAUGGCCUAAGCCAUCUGUCGCCGUUUCCUGCCGUGAGGAGCUGGGCUGCGAUUGGCCGGGUCCGGGAAGCUCCGCCUGCUGGACUCGUUCAGACGUCACCUGCAGCUCUAUGACAUCAUCUUCAAUCUUCACUGAGGCCGCCGCCGUUUAAAUAUUAAUCAUCCGAUUAGAAUAAGUUCCGAGGGAAGUCGGCCGUACUGGCUCCUCUCCGCUGGUCGUUUCCUUCAGCGGCGCCGAGAGGAAUCAGAGAUUCAGCCUCUAUUUUUAACCAGGUUGGAAUUACUCCAGAAGUGAAGGUUCAAAUAAAAUCUAGUAAAUUGUCUGUGAUGAAAUGUGUCAGAGCAGAGUGAGUUUCAGGCUUCAGCUGGUGCAGCGAUGGCGCCCCCUGCUGGCUCGUGCCUGCUGUCACCUGAAGCUUUUGUUUUUCGUUUCCUCGCUCUCGACACAUUCGCCUUAAAACUGUCGUCGGUGUUUUUUGUCGCUUCUCUCGAUGAAACUGUAAGAAUAGAAACUAAAGACGUUAUUAACCGAGUGAAUUAUAAGCUUCCUCACAAAAUGUAUCAUCUAUCUUUGUCAAUAAAUAAAGUCACGCUCUUUUAA